AUGGGCCUUGGAUUAGGCACUGAAAAUCCCAGAUCCGUUAAUUCACGGGAUACUAAACCUCCACUGCUCGACGCGAGGACUGUUCAACUCCCUCUUGACCACUUUGGAUCGGACGCGGGCACUUUUCCCAACAGAUACUGGGUCUAUUCGGAAAAUUACAAACCAGGUGGUCCCGUUUUCAUCUUGGACCAGGGUGAAAGCAAUGCUGAACCAGUUAGCAGAUGGAUUCCCGACCCACGUUUCUUCUUCAACCAGAUCGUAAAAGAAUUUAAUGGCAUCGGCAUUGCCUGGGAACACCGAAUGUACGGCGAGUCGGUACCCGCAGGUUUUCACAAUGAUACGUCAUUGGACCGCUUCAAAUACUUGAAUGUCCCACAGGCUCUUGCGGAUAUUGACGCUUUUGCGAAGCAAUUCAGCUUGCCAUAUAUCAACGCGACACUCGAUGCCGAUCACACGCCGUGGGUUUUUAUUGGUGCCUCGUACUCAGGAGGAAGAGCUGCUUGGGUGCGCAACAAAUACCCAGAUUCUAUAUAUGCAUCCUGGGCCUCAUCAGCUGUCGUUGAAGCUAUGGUCGAUAUGGGUUAUUAUGCCGAUGCAAUAUGGGCCGGAAUGAAUGCCAAAGGCUUUGGCAACUGUACUCGGGACAUACAAGCUGCCAUCCGAUAUGCGGACCACAUCAUGGACACAGACCCGCAAGCUGCUGCCAAACUGAAAGAACAAUUUCUCGGUGCUAACAAUGCCAACAUCUCGAAUGUGGAUUUUGGCGGGACAUUACAGGUUGUGUUUGGGGACUGGCAGACAUAUGCCAUGGAUGGCUAUAGUGUCUCCCUCCGGCAAUUCUGUGAUGAGUUAGAGACUGACCCUAAGACGAACCAGACGGCACCAAAAGAGGGCUGGGCACCGACCAGGGGUGCCAAAUCGGUUUUGGACAAGUGGGCUCUCUACCCCGGGUAUUUAAACGUUGAGCUUCUGGACUCCAAUGCGCCAUGCGCAAAAAAUGGGACGGUUUCAAGAAAUUGCUCGUCUAAUGCUCAGCCGGUGGACCCCAAUGUUCUUUCCUGGAGAUGGCAGGCUUGCACUCAAUGGGGGUACUUUCAACCCGCCAAUCUUGGACCUUACCAGUUAAUUUCUAAGUUUAAUACUUUAAAGUUAGAAAACGAUCAAUGUCAUCAACUUUUCAACAACCCACCGCCUUCUGUAUUCCCAGAAUGGCCCAAGGUGCAGGAAUUCAAUCAGGAGAUGGGAGGAUGGCAGAUUCGCCCUUCAAACACAUACUGGUCAAGUGGAGAAUUCGAUCCUUGGCGUCCUACCGGUCCUCUUUCUCAACGACCCGACGCUCCAAAAGUCGAGAUUACGCAGGAGAUUCCCAAAUGCGGGGUGAGUACUGGGAAGGACAAACUGUUUGGUAAGGUGGUAGAAGGUGGGGUCCACGCGUCUGAUUUCAACACACCGGGACUUGGUUACAACAUCAUUCCCGAUUCAGUGAAUAGCCGGGAUCUUUUCAUAGAGGCUCUGAAGGAGUGGCUGCCCUGUUUCCGUCCAAAGAGCAAAGCUGCAAAGCCAUUCAAAGCAUGA
Bipolaris maydis ATCC 48331 is the source of this 1575-nucleotide messenger RNA. Its product is annotated as serine carboxypeptidase S28-domain-containing protein. Lineage: Eukaryota; Fungi; Ascomycota; Dothideomycetes; Pleosporales; Pleosporaceae. Gene Ontology annotation, molecular function: serine-type exopeptidase activity; dipeptidyl-peptidase activity. Gene Ontology annotation, biological process: proteolysis. The record is from RefSeq and is a predicted model, not a curated record.